GAUCAAUGCCGCGGCCCUUAGAAGACACCAAAUCGCAUGUGAGGAGGCCAUGAAGGCCAAGACCGCUGAAGCCCGGCACCAGGGCGAAGGAGCUGAAAGAGGCCAGGGCGGGCCGCGAACUGGAAUUUGUAGAGAUCACUGCGAAGAUGGUUGAUGUGGCCAAAAUUGGCCGCUACAAGUACGUGGGAAGCGCAGAGACUUUAAAACAAAUACCUGACCUGCUCUAGUUUCUCACUCCUUUUGGGCCCCCCUACGGUUUGGAGGAGGUCUUUCUGUUGGAGGAGGUGGAGAAGAACGGGACUGCAGCAAGAUUGAGAGCUCGAGGAGGAGCCCCUUUGGCCACUGAAGAUCUUCCAGCAGGUGACCAGGCUAGGCUUCAGCCUGGUCACUCGCAUGGACUGCCCCGAUGGCCAAUCAGAGAAGUGGGUCUUCAGCCGACCAAUCAAAAGCUCACGAAUGGUCCCAGCAGAAGUAGUGUCCCGGAAGUGGGGCUGUGCCUAACAAUCACACAUAUGCCUUCCACUGGACAGCGGCUUCAGUCAUCUUUCUACAGAUGCAUGCGAUACUCCUGUACCACUUCCAGUUUGAGCUGGCACAACCUGAACUUCAGGGCUCUGUCACAAGAGGCAUUAAUGGCAUUGGUUUUAGACAUAUCAUUAAACCAGAAUAAACCCUGGCUGGCAAGCUGCAGUCUUGAGGAAUUUUCCUGAAUUGCUUAAGAAAUGAAGUUAGUUCUUCCCAAGGGUUUUUAAACUUGUAGAUUUGGUUGCCUCCUGGUUGAUUUUGAAUAUUGCAUUGAUUGACAUGGCCCAUAUUGCCAACAUCAAACAUUCCUUGGUUGAACUAAGCCCAAUAAGUCCGAUUCACACAGAACAACAAAAGCUUGAACUUGGGGGUUAAAAAGUCAAAUUUGCAACCCAGGGCGGUCAUGGUUUCAUCAUGGUUGAUGAGUUCACCCUAGGUUGAGAGGUUGUGGUGUGAAAAUGCCUCGUGUGGGUGCAAGUGUACUACUAAUUGACGUUAUGGGCAGUGUUCAAGCUCCAAAACUUAAAAUCUAGCUGUCUUGAAGCUAAGAAGUGGAACAAAUCCCGUAAGGACAGGUCUGCAGUCGGUAAGGGAUAGUGGCUUUUGGUGUUUGAAGAAAUUCUGAGUUCGGGGACUUGGGAAGUGUGAGAAUAUAAUUUUUAUGUGUGAUUUUGGAUAAGGGUGUUUAGAGAAAAGUCCAGUAAUGAAGACAUUGUUCAGAAGUUUGGUAUGUUACAUAUCAGAGCAUGCGUAUAUAUUUUCUAGUUUUUCAUGUACAUGUAUUAUAACCAUGCUAUAUGUAUCUACAACAUAUGCAUAGAUUUUAUAUAAUGGUUAACAGUCAUGUUAUACUCUUGCCGUUUGGACUAUAUGUUACUUGAAACAAAACAUUUUGGGUGAGCUUUCUUAGCAAGCCCAUUCAAUGUCUUGUCUGGGAGUUAUUUGGAGUUGUUCAUUACUGAGCGCAUCGAGAGAAUUUUUUUAUCUUUGAAUUCUUCUUCGUUUAUCUUCGAAUUCAAGGGUAAAGUAGAUUGCCUACAAAACCCUAGCCCUAAGACCUAAGUUAGAAUAUUGUGCUAUAUAGUGUCUGGGAUCCGUACCAUUAAGAUCGCAAAAACACAUCACUAGAAGCAGUCCAGCGGAAGGCGGGAAGAUUUGUAUGUAAAGAUUUUCGACAAAAAAACUGUGUUUUCUCGAUUCAAAUAUUGGAUGGAAAUCUCUGGAGGACGGUAGAGCCACCAGUAAACCCAAUUUAUUGAAUUAAUCCAUCCAUCAUCAAGUAUCAGUGAACACGGAUCACUAUCGGGUUAAAUCUAAAAGAGGGGAUUACAACAUGGAUAACAUCUUUUAUUUCCUUUCCCAUCACAUCUUUUAUUUCCUUUUCCCAUCAACCACCACUAAAAGACUGUUGCAAAUUCUCCUUUGUACUCAGGGCCCAUGUGGAAUGGAAAUAUUUACCAGCCGAAAUAUGACCGGUUGAAGCAUCGAUCAUGAUUGCAUCAUCCAGAGAUCUCUCUAGGGUCAUGUCGGCAUGACAGAGCCUGAUGCGAUAGAGCAUCUGUGGACAAUGUCGCCCUGUGAGCCACAGGCACAGGGACAAGUUGGCGACGAAGGACGGGGGCAGGCUGGGGAACAUACCGAUGAGCGGGGACCAGACAGCCAGGCCCAGACAGCAACUGAGGAACAAACAGUUACAGAAUUAGAGGCAACCGCCCCCUUUCGUGAACUGCCCAAUGUAUCAGGCUCUGGAAAUAUCGUCGUUAGCAACGCACCUGGAAGUGUCUUCAACAUUUAUCAGUACCAUCCCAGCUCAAAAGAUGGUGAAAGGCCGUCUGAGCAGUGUGGUGCCCCGCCACAGGAGAAUAAACAAGGCACAUCGGAGAAGCCAAAACAAGAGAGUACUCAACAGUCGACACAAGCGGAGGUGCAGAUACCCGACAAGGUCCUGUUCAAGAUCGCAAAGGAACUUCCCCACUGGGAGGAGCUUGCUCUAAAUCUGGAGUUUAGUGACGCAGACCUCAGCAGAUUCAAGGGAGACUACCCAGACCGAGCUGGGUACCAGGCCUAUAAAAUGCUGAUAGCAUGGAAACAAAAGCAAGCUGCACAUGUCGAUCAGAUAGACGCUCUGGGCUCAGCGCUGGGUGAGGCUGGGAGAAGGGAUCUGUCUGUCAUUCUCAGAGGUAGUACGCUUCAAACACGUUGCCAAUUAACCGGUAUGUUUCAGUGUGGGCUAAGCUCCAUGCAGGCACCAUCCUGUCAGCAUGCUUCCAUACACAAGGGCACCGAUACCCAAUGCCAAGAUUGUGUUGGUCGCUGUGAAAAAGCCCUGAAGUCACUCUACAUGAGCACGGGGAGCUAUGUACAAUUGAUCCCAUGGAUCAAUGGCUUGAAGAAACACAUCAUGGACAUCUACACCAAGCCAAAGCUGGAGACUGAGAGCUACAGUGGUGAAGUACUAGAAUCGUAUGAUGGCAUCUUCCGCAUUAGAACACGGGAGGGUGAGGCAGUCCAUAUAGCUGUUGUAAACGGGUUGGCAGGGAGGGGAAAGUCCACGCUCUUUGACAAAAUGGCGUAUGACUGGGCUGUUGGCUGUAGCGAUGCACUGCGAAAGUUCAAGCUUGUCUUCCUGUUGAAAAUGCAUGCGCUAGAGCAGAGUUCAGAUCUUAUCGAUGCAGUCUUCGAUCAACUCUUGGCCAAAGACACAAUGCUGAUGAAGCAUGCCCUGCGAGAAUUUGUCAGAAGGAACCCUGGCCAAGUCCUCCUCCUUUUGGAUGGCUUUGAUGAGUUCCUGACAACCUCCCCUUGCACCUCUGCAUAUGGGUCUGUCCUAAAUAUCUUGAAACGAGAUGUGUGUCGGGGUUGCAGUGUGCUUGUCAACACCCGCCCCUCACACUUCCACAAACUGGUAACAAGGGAACUUGUUCAAGAACCAUAUACCUACAUCAGGAUCGUGGGUUUCAGUGCACACGACGUCGAUCUGUAUGUCAAGAAGUUUUUCUCUGACAAUGACAGAAAGGCUCUCGGGCUGCUGAGCAAAAUUCAGUCUUCCAAUCUUCUGACCAAUCUGGCAGAGAGUCCAAUGCUGCUGCUUUUAAUGUGUCUGCUAUGGAGGGACGCUUCCACACUCCCUGACACAAUGUCACACCUGUAUAGUGAGGCAGCUAAAUAUAUCUUCAACAGAAAAGAGACUGUGACAAAAGAGCAAGUGGCCAAAAUUGUGAGUGACAUUGGUAAGGCUGGCAUGCACGGUCUUCUAUCUCCGAAACAAGUGCUCUCUUUCAAAGAGGGUGACUUUGAAAAAGGUGUGGUGGAUGUGGCUGUCAGGGCAGGUAUUCUUACGAGGCAAAGGGUUGUGAAGGGACUAGACGCUCACAUCAGUGUUCAGUUCAUCCACAAGACCUUCCAGGAAUUCUGUUCUGGUAGAUACCUGCAAAGCCUGUUUGUACAGGACAGAGGUGAAUUUCAGAGGAUUCUGAGACUAAUGGUGCCGAAGGGUCCCGAAGGUCUUGGGUAUAUACUGCGUUUCUGUUGUGGGGACAGUGAAGCAUGUACUAAUGAGAUCCUUCAGAUUUUUCAGGACAGUUGUCAAAAGUACUUGUCAUUUGACUCGAGGCUGGGUCAGUUGGCACUUCAUUGUUAUUUUGAAGGACAGUCAAGCUCCUUGCCUCCAGGGGACGUCAUACAUUCAUUCAUAACUGCCAACGUUAUAAUACGGGAUCUUGACAGUGACUGCUUCAACUCCAUCACAUAUUUCCUGGAGCGUGUUGCUUCCCAGACUAAAGAGAGCGGCAAUGCCUUUCUCUCAAAAGUAAAGAAAUUGCACGCUUCUCAGUCUGCACUGAUCAGGUGCGGCGAAGGUUUGGCUGUUGCCAUGAGUGCAAUGGCAAAUCUUUAUUAUGUGUGCCUAAAGGAUAAGUGGUCUAAGUGGGGCUUCUCUCAAACUGUUGUCCUUGAGGGUAAGGCCAACUUGUGGUGCUACCACCUGAGGCAGGUGAGAAACCUUCAGAGACUGAACUUAAGUCGCUGCGCACUGAAAGGAGAGGACGUCAAACAUGUCACUGCAUUACUCCGGGAGCUGCCCAAGCUGUUCGAAUUAAACAUCUCUUUCAAUGACCUGGGUGGAACAGCAGCGACAUGGUGCAAGCUUUUAGAGCAGGGCCAGUGCCUUAAAAGGUUGGACUUGAGUCGCUGCUCAUUGAAAGGCAUGGACGUCCAGCUUGUUGUAGAUUCUCUCAGAGGUCUGCCCAAACUGGAUGAUUUGGACCUUUCUGACAAUGACCUGGGCGGCUCAGCAGCAUUGUGGUGCGUGCAUCUGACGCCUUUGCAGCAGCUGCAGCAACUGAACUUGCGCAACUGCUCACUGCUAGCACAAGACGUGGAGCUCGUCGCUCAAUCUCUUGGGAAUCUACCCAAUUUGGUUGAAUUGAUUCUGUCCGAAAAUGACCUGAGGGAUUCUGCAUUUGUUUGGUGCUCGCAUUUAGCGCAGUUGCAGCAACUGCAGCAGCUUAACUUGCGUCGCUGCUCCCUGACUGAACAGGACAUUAAAUCAGUCAUUGUCCCUCUCAGGAAACUGCCCCAACUGCAUGCACUGAAUCUUUCAGAAAAUGACCUGGGUGGCGUAGCACUUUCCUUGUGUGAGCAUUUCAAGCAGCUGCAAAACCUGAAGAGGUUAAAUCUUGUUCUCUGUAGACUGUCAAUGGAAGAUAAGGAACACAUCACCAAAUCACUUAGUGAGCUAUCUGAGAGGAAUAGGUUAGUCAUUAACUUCUGAUUCGGUCUACCAAUACAACAAACUGUAUGGCUAUAGACUUACUUUCCUGCAUACCAUUCCGGAAUGAAAAGCUGUAGUUACCACCAGCAGAAGUAGGUCUUCAUGUAUCAUUCACUGGGACCUUGAGACGCUUGGCGGCCGUAAUGUUUCAUACAGGUCCCGUGUGAUCAUGGGCAGUCCAAUAUCGUUUGCUACAUACUCGAAGUAAUAAUCUGCAUGCUCAAAAUGAUACGCACAUUAUUGGACAAAUCACAUAGGACCGUUGUUUGCCGCCAUCAAACAUCUCAAGCUUCCCAAUUAAGCGAGACCAUUUUUGCCGGUGCACGAUCGCAAAGAGUUGCGCGACUAAGUCCGAAAUAAGGACAGUUGUGAUCUGGUCUGUGGACCAUAUGCUAGUGGUUGCCGACGAAACGAUUCAGGGAGCUUUCAGCAUCAUACUUUACGUGACCAAACCAGGAGGAAUGAACUGUGUUCAGUAUUGAGUAUAUUUGCCUAAACGGCGCAGCAAUUGCCUCUUUGACAGUUUGUUGAGACUGGUUGCAGGCUCUUGAACCGAUCUGUAAAAAAAACCAUCUUUUCAUGUUAGUGUGCCUUAUGCAUGGUACGUAUGAAUUACCCACUAUUUCUGAUGCUGUAUGACACCAGCGCCAUGCAUAUUUAUGUAGUUUAUAGACUUUUGGUAUGUUCAUUUAAUUUUUUUUUACAAGAGGGAGUAGCUUUCUUUAUCUUUUUACUAAUAAUUCUGCUACCAUAACUUAAGUAACAUGUAGGCUGCACAUCUACUUAAAACGCCUCUUUGAUCGAGAAGCCCGGUGUCCCAAAGUUGUGGCUGUGGCAGAAACUUACAGUAUGAUUGCAAUCAUUACAUCUGGUCAGAUUAAGUACCGGGUUGUGACACCAUUUGAACCAUUGCAAACGAAUGGCCAUUUACACACGUAAAGGAGAGUGCUAAUAGAGGGAUUUCACAUUAGGGCCGUCUGUGCAUAUCCGCAUCGAAACCGAGGCUCUGUGUGUUGAACUUCGCCGCGUGCGUCCGCGGAAUCGAUACAGUACAUGGAGUAUCCGGUUUGUAAGUGUGACGCCACUUCAUUUUAAACCACGCCCACUGCACAGUCACACGACCAUCGCAGGGUACGUUAGUGCGCAGUAAAUUGCCGUUAUUUUUCUUUUGAUUUUACCUGUGGAGUCAACCUGAAAGACUCUUCCACCAAAAUUUGCAGUCU
Messenger RNA from Acanthaster planci (crown-of-thorns starfish), 6519 nucleotides. Its product is annotated as NACHT, LRR and PYD domains-containing protein 3-like. Gene Ontology annotation, biological process: signal transduction. Lineage: Eukaryota; Metazoa; Echinodermata; Asteroidea; Valvatida; Acanthasteridae. Gene Ontology annotation, molecular function: protein binding. The record is from RefSeq and is a predicted model, not a curated record.